UAUUCCUUUCGUCAACUGGAAAAGAAAGGCCAGGGACAGAGUGCACUUCAUAAUGAACUCAGCCCUCCAAGAUCACGAUUGAGGUUAUUCUGAGUAAUUUCAAGAAUACCUUUCAACAUGCCUGAAAAUCCUGCAGCAGAUAAACAGCAGGUGCUGCAGAUCCUUGAUCGUCUGCAAACAAAACUCCAUGAAAAAAGAGAUGCUCCACAUAAUGAAAACCUGACUGUUUUGCGUAACACACUUAGGAGCCCUUUAUUUAACCAGAUUCUGACUCUCCAGCAAUCCAUCAAACAACUGAAGGAACAACUUAAUUAUAUGCCUCCAGACCGUUCAGUAGACUUUGAUUUUACUAAGAGAGGGCUACUAGUGUUUGCUGACAAAUCAGUUGCUAAUGGGAGCUUGUGUACACCUUGUAAUUCACCUGAACCCGGACCAUCUACUUUCAUUCCAAACCUAGGAGUUAAUGAAUUUAACACAAUCAUCCAACAGAUGGCAAAGGGUAGACAAAUAGAAUCAAUAAAGAUAGAUAAGCCUUCUGUUGGAGGUCUUGGAUUUAGUGUGGUCGCCCUUAAAAACCACAGCUCGGGAGAAGUUGGUAUCUUUGUCAAAGAAGUCCAGCCAGGAGGCAUAGCUGACAGGGAUCAAAGACUAAAGGAAAAUGACCACAUACUGGCCAUUAAUUGCACCCCAUUGGAUCAGAACAUUUCCCAUCAGCACGCUAUUGCGCUCCUCCAACAAUCCACAGGAUCUUUACAUCUGGUUGUUGCUAGGGAGCCAGUUCAAGGAAACAGCAGAACUUCGGCUGUCUUACCAAGUGAUAUAAAUCCACCUGAGACUAUUCAUUGGGGCCACAUUGAAGAUGUUGAGCUGAUUAACGAUGGUUCCGGAUUGGGCUUUGGAAUUGUAGGAGGAAAGUCGAAUGGUGUGGUUGUAAGAACAAUUGUUCCUGGGGGACUGGCAGAUCGGGAUGGGCGGCUCCAGACAGGAGAUCACAUCUUACAGAUCGGUGGGACGAAUGUUCAAGGAAUGACCAGUGAACAGGUUGCCCAAGUGCUGAGAAACUGUGGGAACUCUGUUAGGAUGACAGUUGCAAGAAACCCGAAGUAUGAAAUUACAGAGACUCCACCAGCUCCUGUGAGCUGGCCAGUUAGUACAUUACCUUCCUUUCAAAAUGGGAAUGAUAAUAACGACCUUUUUGAGACCUACGAUGUUGAACUUAUAAAAAAGAAUGGGCAAAGCCUGGGGAUAACAAUUGUUGGGUAUGCUGGCAUAUGCGAUACAGAACCUUCAGGGAUUUUUGUGAAAAACAUAAUACCCGGUAGUGCUGCUGACCAUAAUGGCCAGAUUCAGGUUCAUGACAAAAUUGUUGCUGUUGAUGGAGUUAAUAUUCAGGAUUAUACCAACCAAGAAGUGGUGGAGGCAUUGCGUAACACAGGACAGACUGUGCGUCUUACCUUGCUUAGAAACAAACUUUCUUCUGCUACUCUUUCUUCAGAAAGACCAUUAGAUAGAGGAAGAGUCCCAUUCUCUCCAACAUACGAGCUGAAAUCCAAGUGGGAAAACCUGUUGGGACCUGAUUAUGAAGUUAUGGUUGUGAAUGUGGAUAUGCCCAUUACAGAUGAUUCAGAGCUCCAGAAGUACUCGAAGCUAUUACCCAUCCACACCUUGAGAUUAGGAGUUGAGCUUGACACAUUUGAUGGACAUCAUUACAUAUCAUCCAUUGCUUCAGAUGGUCCAGCCGCAACGCUUGGCCUUCUGCAACUGGAGGAUGAACUGCUAGAGGUAAAUGGAGUUCAGCUGUAUGGAAAAUCCCGCCGCGAGGCAGUCACUUUUCUGAAAGAAGUGCCACCUCCAUUCACACUGGUUUGCUGCCGGCGCCUUUUUGAUGAUGGCAAUGAGUCUCUUGUUGAUGAACCGAGUGCGAGGGUUUUGCCUCCAGAACAAAAGGUGAAACCUGAAGAAGGCAUUAAUCCUGAGGAGGAGGAAGGGGAAUUAGCAUUAUGGUCCCCUGAUGUGAAGGUUAUUGAACUGGAGAAAGACAAAAAUGGUUUGGGAUUCAGCAUUUUAGACUAUCAGGAUCCCUUAGAUCCGACAAGAACAGCCAUUGUGAUCAGCUCUUUGGUGGCAGGUGGAGUAGCUGAACGUGGAGGGGAGCUUUUACCAGGUGACCGCUUGGUAUUUGUAAAUGACAAAUCUUUGGACAGUGCCACUUUAGCAGAGGCAGUGGAAGUGUUGAAAUCUGUGCCGCCAGGUACAGUUUCUCUUGGAAUCUGCAAACCUUUGGUGGGAGAAAGCAAAGAGGAAGAGAUCGUGUACAGUGUGGAUCCCAACAAUACUAAAACUAACACUGAACAUCCAGAACCAGUAGAUAGUAAUUUCUCAAUAAUACUUGAAGCACCACAGGGCUUCAGGGAUGAAACACCUUUUGAAGAAGAGCUUGUUGAUGAGCCAGGUUUGGAUUUAGGAAGGUCAUUUCAGCUUCCUCAAAAUGAUACAGAGUAUGAGAGGGAGUCUUGGGAAAUGCAUGAAUUUCUGAAACCUAGAACAGAAGAAGUAGAUGAAGAACGGGAAAUGCUGGUAGAUGACGAAUAUGAAGUGGAUUCUGACUUCCUGCAAUAUGAUACAUCAUCGAGUGGGCAGAAGGCAGCUUCAGAGAGGGACCUCACCUCUACAGAGCAAUGGGCAAAGAAACUUGAGACAAAUACCAUACAAGACUUAAGAACUGGUGUUCGCUUCAGUCGAAAACAGUCCCUGGAAUAUCCAUUCAGUAAAGAGCAGAUGUAUGAAGAAAAUGGGAGUAUAAGUUCACAAUCUUCUGGAACCACAGCAGACGGCAGUUAUCAGAAAGGCAUAUUUGAUACUGAAAUGAUCCAUCCAGGAACAAAAAACAAGAUGGAUUUAGGUACAAAGCUUCAGACUGACUCAAAGGUACCUGUGCUUACUGUUGAUCUGGAAGCUAUUGAAAAGGAACUAAAAGAGGAGAAUUGUACUUUUUCUAAGAAUCAGGAAUCUGGGAGAGUUACUGCCUUACCUCAGCCUCGAAUAGCAUUGUGCAGUGAAUUACCUGAGAGAGAAGAAGGAGAAGGAGAAGAAACUCCCAACUUCAGCCAUUGGGGACCACCACGGACUGUUGAGAUCUUUCGAGACCCUCAUGUGUCUCUUGGAAUCAGUAUUGUUGGUGGACAGACUGUCAUAAAGCGCCUGAAGAAUGGAGAGGAACUUAAAGGGAUCUUUAUCAAACACGUCUUGGAAGACAGCCCAGCAGGAAGAACAAAGGCUUUAAAAACUGGAGAUAAAAUACUUGAGGUCUCUGGGGUAGACUUGCAAAACGCCACACAUGAGGAAGCAGUAGAAACUAUCAAGAAUGCAGGAAAUCCUGUUGUGUUUGUCGUUCAGAGUUUGUCCAACAUGCCAAAAGCAGUUUCUGCUGUGCAGCCUAAGGGGAGCAAAGUUCAGGAUGCAGACAAAGAAAAUAAGAAUGAGAAGAGAAAGUAUGGGGCUCCACCUCCAAUGAAACUGCCGCCUCCGUAUAGAGCACUCGAAAGACUGCACCCAGAGGAAGCUAAUGUGGAUGAAGAGGAGGAAGAUUGUGCGGAGAAAAAAAUUAGACAAAGAUAUGCAGACCUACCAGGAGAGCUGCACAUUAUUGAGCUUGAGAAAGACAAAAAUGGACUUGGACUGAGUCUUGCUGGGAACAAGGACCGAUCUCGCAUGAGCAUCUUUGUAGUUGGCAUCAAUCCAGAUGGACCUGCAGGCCGAGAUGGAAGGAUGCAUAUUGGCGAUGAGCUUUUAGAGAUAAACAAUCAGAUAUUGUAUGGAAGAAGUCACCAGAAUGCUUCUGCGAUAAUUAAGACUGCCCCAUCAAAGGUCAAGUUGGUUUUCAUACGAAAUGAAGAUGCAGUCAAUCAGAUGGCUGUUACUCCUUUCCCAUUGCCUUCCAGCUCUAGCUCUCACUCUUCUAUUGAGGAUCAUGGUGGCACUGAACGUGCAAACAGUAAAGAAGACACCAGCUUGGAAGUUGUCAUGAAAAGCUUGACUGAUGAGGAAUCCAUCAAAGCUGAUGUGAAAUACAAAGUUGACAAACCAGCAUUGGUAGAUCAGCAGGAAGUGGAGGAUCAGCUCCCAGAAAAUGUCUUCAGUCAGAUCAGAUCAGCAAAAUUGCCGAUCAGCUUACAGGAGAUAUCCCUGGUGCCAGCACCUACUUAUCUUUCUCCAGAGGCAGAAGUCACCAGCCAUAGUAUUUUUCCACCUCCAUUGCCUGCGAAUCCAGCAACUUGUCCUAUUGUUCCGGGGCAGGAGAUGACUAUAGAGAUAUCUAAGGGUCGAUCAGGCCUUGGUCUCAGCAUCGUUGGAGGAAAAGACACUCCACUGGACGCCAUCGUCAUCCACGAGGUCUACGAGGAAGGGGCAGCCGCGAGGGACGGCAGGCUUUGGGCUGGGGACCAAAUUCUCGAGGUGAAUGGGAUCGAUCUGCGGAAUGCCAACCACGAAGAAGCUAUCACUGCACUGAGGCAGACCCCGCAGAAGGUACAGUUAGUUGUCUACAGGGAUGAAGCUCAUUACAAAGACGAAGAAAACCUGGAGAUUUUCCACAUAGAUAUACAGAAGAAGACAGGCCGAGGGCUAGGCCUUAGCAUAGCUGGAAAACGAAAUGGAAGUGGAGUGUUUAUCUCUGACAUUGUUAAAGGAGGAGCUGCAGACCUAGAUGGAAGAUUAAUUCAAGGAGAUCAGAUUCUGUCUGUUAAUGGAGAGGAUAUGAGAAAUGCCUCACAAGAGACUGUUGCCACUAUACUUAAGUGUGCCCAAGGCCUAGUGCAUCUUGAGCUGGGGAGAUUGCGAGCUGGAUCAUGGCUCUCGUCACGGAAAACAUCCCAGACCAGUCAGGUGAGCCAACAGAGCGUCCACAGUCACUUCCGUCCUGCGCUUGCUCCGGUCAUCUCUACCUUGCAGAAUUUUGUCAGCACAAAGAGAUCUUCAGCAGAUGUCUCUCACAGGAACUCAGGAGGAGCAGAUAUGGGCCCAAGGACUGUGGAGAUAACAAGGGGACCAAAUGAUGCACUUGGUAUCAGUAUAGCAGGAGGGAAGGGAAGUCCAUUAGGAGAUAUUCCCAUCUUCAUUGCUAUGAUUCAAGCCAGUGGCGUGGCUGCACGUACCCAAAGACUCAGAGUUGGAGAUCGGAUUGUCAGUAUUAAUGGGCAACCUUUGGAUGGGCUGUCUCAUGCAGAUGCUGUUAAUCUACUAAAGAAUGCUUAUGGGAGCAUUAUCCUGCAGGUUGUGGCUGAUACGAACAUCGGUGCCAUUGCUACCCAGCUGGAGAGCAUGUCUGCGGGAUGCAACCUUAACUCUUCAUCGGAGCAUCCUUGUGAAGAUCCUGAAGCACCUCAACCUAAGAUUAUUACUUUGGAGAAAGGCUCUGAUGGACUGGGAUUUAGUAUUGUAGGGGGGUAUGGAAGUCCCCAUGGAGACCUGCCCAUUUAUGUCAAGACUAUAUUUGCCAAGGGGGCAGCUGCGGACGACGGCAGACUGAAGCGUGGCGAUCAGAUUUUAGCAGUUAACGGGGAAGCUUUGGAAGGUGUCACUCAUGAGCAAGCUGUAGCUGUUCUCAAACGCCAGAAAGGAACUGUCACGUUAACAGUGUUAUCAUGAACGGCGUUGCCCUUGCAGAGAUGAAUACAAGUAUUGUAGAACAUCAGUAGGGCUGUUGCAAUACUGCUCGGCCCUGAGCAGGAUGUAAAGCGAACGGUGGCAGAAAUGAGUCUGUAUUCAUCCCGUUGCCAGGACUGCUAAUAUGCAUCUCCAGUUUCAUUUAGCCCUCCCCAUUUAUCAGUCAGUCUCUCCUCCCUGCCUGCCUGCCCUCUCCCGCUUCUGGUGGCUUUCGAGUUUUCUCUGAACAAAUUUAACGGGAAGCUUUAAAGAAUAGUAUCCUUUUUGCUUUAUCUGUGCAUGGCUUUAUCCCCACCAGUCUGAACCCUGGUUGCAACUGCCGAACCUGGAAUCAGUUCACACACAAAAGAGAAUUUAGAUCAUCAUCUGAUCUCAUCUGAUGAGCAGAAAUAAAUGCUGAGUGACUUGUCAUCUCACUCAUGAUUUACUUAUGCUAAUUGUCCUUUCAAGUAUGCCAGAAAACAUUAGCAAUGUAAUUAAAUUACCACUGUUCCAAAUGAUGAAAUAUCAAAUUCUCCUCUGGGAAAUUAUUUGUGCUCGGCACAGUAAGUCUGAUAGUCAAAUGUGAACUUCUCAUGUUUAUCUCUUUGGGUAGGUCUGUGGAAGUUAGUCAGAGGUAAUUACUGUGAUGUGUCAAUUUGCAGCCUUUAGCGUGAAAAAUAAACUAGAGGAGAGGGAAAUUUAAUUUUUUAGGCAUUUAAAAUACUUGAGCUUUUUCAGAUAUCGGUGAUGCGUGAACAGCAACAUAUCUUGUUUUAUUCUAAUAAUAUUUUUAAAGAAGAAACGUGCUGAUGUAUGCCAAGGACGUUGCACACAAAGGCAGUUGCUGGUGUGCCAAGCGGCAGCGUAAUUGUUCCUCCUGAAGCUUUAAUGAAGACGAAAGUUUGCUCCCGUGAUGCGAUACGGCAGUUCUAGGGACGAUAGCAAGCUGUCGCCCCUCUGCACGCCGGCUUUAAGACUAGACGAAGUUAAUCCAAACCAACAAACUGUUUUCAACUGGCCAGGAGUCUCCACGGCAGCAGGUAGUGCAGGAAGGGGCUCUUCCUGGCCGCGGAAGGUGGUGCUUCACCGGGGUCGCUGCAGUCGGGCGUUGGGCAAGACCGUGCCGGCGGCGGCGAGAGGCGGUGCAGGAGCCCCGCUCCGGGCCGGGGAGACAGGGUGCAGGGACCAGCUGCCAAAAAGUUAGCACCUCCGUGCUGCGUCGCAGCCGUUUCUGCAGCGAUCGUGUGACCGUGGCCGUGGUGACCUCGCAGAUGAAUUUGGCAGGCAGAUUAACGGUGAUGCCAGUCAGCGGGCUUUAAUCGUCCUGUCCAGGGGAGCCGUGGGGUUUUAGAGGGAUCUAAAUCAGCCCAGUCUGAUUUGGGCUAUUUGGUAAAAUUUACAGCAAUGAUGUAGCGAGGAGAAGCGAAGGGAGGGGAGCAUCAGAAUUGGCUGCUAUUUUAUGUGAAAAAUCCCUCAAAACUGAUUGAAAGAGGAUUCAAUAUCUGUAAUAACUGUGCAGUACGGGGUUUGUCUCCGAAGUACUCCUAUUUAGUACUUUUUAGCUAGAGUGAGUAUUCCCCCAUUUUGCGUGAAAGAACAUACACUGCUGCGAGAUGAAGUGCGCCACAACAGCAAGCUCUGAUCAGUGCUCAUCAGAAAAGGUUUCCCCAUUUCAUUUGAAAGUUUUCUUUAACUGUAGGUGAUCACAAAGUGCAUUUAGCCUGCUGGCACCAUUCGUAGGUAUUGCGGUAAUAGUGCCUGAACGGGACUUGCCUCGUGAGACGGAUUCCCACGGUGCUAUGGGAUUUGCCAAGUGAACCUUGGUUACAGAUGCACAAAAAUAUGUCCAGACGUAUUGAAUUGGAGAAUUUUUAACAAACUGCCUUUGGCUGCAAAAGUAUCCAAGGUGUGGAGAAGUUAAAUGCAGGUAGGUGAAACAUGAAGAAGUACCCUAGAAAUAUGCUUUAGAAUUUAUAAACAGAAUGUAAUGAUUCGUCUGUCUGAUUAUGUUUUUAUAACUAUUAUGUUCAUGCUCAAGAUUUAAUCUAUGCCACAUUUAAUCUAUGAAGUUUUACAGGGCUAUUUAUUAGCCUCUUGUGUGCAUACUAUUCAUACGUAAAGAACAGAAUUUACGGGCUGAGAUGCUUUGCACUUCUCAUUGCUCAGAAUGGGAGAUAACAUUUUCUGCUUCUUGUAAUUUGCACUUUUGUGUUUUGAAUAUAUUACUGCCAAAAAUCGUAUUGCAACUAAUAGAUAAACCAAUGACCAUGCGGAGAAGCGUGUGCUGAAUGUACAGGCCCGAGUUAAAUAACUAAAUUUGCAUUACGCUUGUCUGGUGAGGUGUUCUGGUUUGUUUAAAACUUUAUUUUUGUGCAAGGGAAAAAGCAAUUAAAUUUCUUGGCUGUAUGUUUACGUAUAUCAGUAAAAUGAGACAUUUUAUGACUUCCAAAGAUUCUAAAUAAAGCUCAGUUACAUAAGUA
Rhea pennata is the source of this 8126-nucleotide messenger RNA. RefSeq names its product PATJ crumbs cell polarity complex component (gene PATJ). Gene Ontology annotation, molecular function: protein binding. NCBI's taxonomy places the organism in Eukaryota, Metazoa, Chordata, Aves, Rheiformes, Rheidae. The record is from RefSeq and is a predicted model, not a curated record. The transcript has 44 exons. Bases 118 to 5646 code for a protein of 1842 amino acids.